CAUAUUUAGCAACUCUCAUGCUCCAUGUGGUUGAAAAUGUUGAAGUGAUCGUUUUCUGUCCUGAAUUUCCGAUUUUAUUAUUCUGUUUGUGCGGUAUUGAAAUAAAACUGUUUUUGGAAAUAGUAAUUACGUAUGAUUAAUAUAUAGUGUUAUCUACCCAGCAAAGUAAAAAAAUGAAGCCUCUAAAGAAACAUAAAGAUAAAAAGGGGAAAAAUAAGAAGAAAUCCGUGAUUAAACCUAAAAAAGGUCAAGUGCUUGUAGUGGCACAAGAAAUAAAAUUCGCCAGAUUGUUGUCGGGCAACGAAAAGAAAACCAGGGACAGAGUAUUAAAAGCACUAAAGAAGUGGCUGUCCAACUGCUUCGAGAAGUCGCAUGUAUUUAAAGAAGAUGACUUUAUUAGAGUAUGGAAGGGCCUGUUUUAUGCCAUGUGGAUGUCAGAUAAACCUCUUGUACAGGAAGAAUUAUGUGAGAGUAUCGCUGGGGUACUGGACCUGUUCCCAGCAGAACAAGUUAAAUAUGCUGUGCUAAUGAUGAAAGCUGGCUUCCGAGUACUUGCCACAGAGUGGUAUGGUAUUGAUUAUCAUCGUAUGGACAAAUUUCUAAUGUUGGUGCGGCGGUACCUUCGAGGGAGUCUUCGGUGUCUCCAGCGUUCCAAUUGGAGUAUUGAAAGUUGUGAAAUGUUCAGCAAAAUGCUGAAUGGACCUGAUGGUAUAUUAGCUGUGCGAACACCUCAUUAUGCCAGAAAUGCCACAUCAAUGUUGAUGCAUAUCGCCGACUGUUUUCUAGAAGAGUGUUCCAAGGUGUCAGAUGGAGACAUCUCUGAAGCCAGCAUUGUGGUGCUCAUUCGUCCGUUUGCGGAGUACAUGGCCUUCGGGGAGACAAUUGCGGUGAAUGCCAGCUGCCGGCGGGUGUUCAAUGCUCUGGUGCGUCAGAGCGAGCUCGGGCUGCAAUACCAACAGGCCACAGAAGCCUGGAAGCAGAUGGGGUGCCCUCAAGGAGGUCCGGAGGCUUUAGAAUUGGCUUCUGAUGAUGACGAUGACGAGACACUAAGUGGUGAUGAAAUCGAGAGUGAUGAUGGAGCUAGCGACAGGCCGCUGGAUCCUCGAGCUGGACGUGUGAAUGUGGAACUCGCGAGUCUGCCGGUACCCGCACGCGAGAUCGCUGCCAUGCUCAAGAGCUUGCUGGCAAAGGCUUCGUCUAAAACUCAUAAGCGGAUCAAAAUAUGUAUGCAAAGAUUCGAGCGGCUCUCCUGCGAUGAGUAUCCCUUGCCUGAAAAGGCCCCUCCAUCUUUAGAUGAACCUCCCCUUCGGCCUACUGUGGCUGCCAAGGAACUCCUGCGGCACGAGAAAAAAUUGGUGGAAUCGGCUGAUGAACUCGGUCUUAAAGGCCUGAGUCGUAAGCAGCGGCGACGACUGCUGGCACGUUCCCGAGCAGGAUUUAGCAUCGUGGAUGGCCAACUCACCACCGAAAACGCUACGAAUGAUGGCUGGACUGUAGAAUCUACAGAACAACAACCUAAUCAGGACUCGUCUGACAAGGAGAAUGUAGUUAAAAACAAGACAAAGAAAAGAAAAAUGAACAAUGAAAAUAAUAAAAAAGAUGUUAAAAAGAGGAAAAAUGAUGUUAAAAAACAGAAAAUUAGUAAUUCUGAACAGAAUAAUGGCUCAUUUAAUGGUAAUGAAUAUAUAAACGAUAAUAAAAUAAAAGUGAAGGAAAACAAAGUUAGAGAUAAUAACAGUGACUCGAAUUUAAAAAUGAACAAAUCAGUAACAAAUAGUGUUCCUUUUAAAAAAAAUAAAUCAUUAAAUGAGAAGAAAAUAAUAGACAAAGAACUUGAUAGUAAUAAGAAACAAAGUGUAAAAAGAGAAAUUAGUAAUAAUAAAAAGGAAAUUUCUAAUAAUAAACAGAAUUUAAAUGAAGUGAAAAGAAAUAAAACAGAUAAUUCGAAUAUUAAAAAUGAAAAUAAAUUAAAGGUUGAAAGUAAAGUUGAAGCCAAGAAGCCUACAUUAGUAGUUAAUAAAGUUAAGAAUUUUCAAAAACAAACCUCGCCUAAUGAUAAAAGGAUAGAGAAUGUAUUAAAAAAAGUAUCUUAUCACACUCCGAAAAAGGUGAAGUUCGUGUUAAAAAACAACUCGAUGCAAGGCACAAUGGACUAUUAUAAGAGUGUGCGACAGAGUCCAAACAUCCCAUUCGAUGGCACCAGGAGACCGACGAAAACCAACUUAAAGCCGUCCAUGCCAUCACCGAUAAAUCCAUUCUUCAAAAAGAAGUUGAAACUUAGAAAAUCAAUGUGAUUCAAUAAAAACGUUAUGAAGUGUU
This is a messenger RNA of Achroia grisella, 2319 nucleotides long. RefSeq names its product ribosomal RNA processing protein 1 homolog (gene Nnp-1). NCBI's taxonomy places the organism in Eukaryota, Metazoa, Arthropoda, Insecta, Lepidoptera, Pyralidae. Bases 174 to 2294 code for a protein of 706 amino acids. The record is from RefSeq and is a predicted model, not a curated record. The transcript has 12 exons. Gene Ontology annotation, cellular component: preribosome, large subunit precursor; preribosome, small subunit precursor; nucleus. Gene Ontology annotation, biological process: rRNA processing.